AUGUCCAACUCCAAUCUACAAGCCUACUACCUCUUUCUAACCCUCACCCUCCUCCUCUUCUGGACAACCAUAAUCUCUCUCAUCAUCUACUUCAUCCCCUCCCUUGAACCGCAGACGUCUACUCCUCGCUGCUAUGGCAGUUUAAUCCACGGAGAAAUAUGCUAUUGUCCCGCUUCCAUCUCCCAUUGUACUCCAACACCAACCGAGUCUAUCACGAUUCAAAAUCAAAAUCAAGAUUCUGGACCCGAUAUCCCGGUCAAAGAGAUAAUAAUGUAUUUCGCGCUCGCAAUAUCCAUAUGUGGGAUUUUGGUAAAGAUUGUGGUACUAAGUGGAUGGUGGAGUCCCUGGGGAGAGAAAAUCGUGUGGAGGAAAGGAGGAUCAGGAUUGGAAUGGAAGAUUAGUUCAGUGGGGAAGGAAGAUAAAAGAGAGAAUCGUAAACAAACUCCUUUAAUUGUAAGCGAGAGUUAG
Botrytis byssoidea is the source of this 468-nucleotide messenger RNA. RefSeq lists its product as uncharacterized. NCBI's taxonomy places the organism in Eukaryota, Fungi, Ascomycota, Leotiomycetes, Helotiales, Sclerotiniaceae. The transcript has a single exon. The record is from RefSeq and is a predicted model, not a curated record. The coding region runs from base 1 to 468 and encodes 155 amino acids.